UCCGCCUCUUAAACCCCCAGCCCACAGCACUCUCAUCCUAAUCCUUCUCCUUACACAGACUGAGUAUGGGGCUAGAUCUGGAUAUAGAAACACAGAGAUCGCUUUAUUCUUGAUCCUUUUUUUUCUGGAUGCUGGCUGUGUAACCACAAUUCAAGGAAAAAAAUUCUGCGAAGCACUGGUCUAUCUAAGAACUUAGGCUGCGAGUCUACAGCACCAUCUGAUUUCAAUAGCUGGACACAUGCACACUGGGGCAUCACACUUAGGAAUUGUUUUUCUCCAGUAGAACUUUGGGUGCUGCUUUUGAUUUACCCAGGGGUUGGCGGGCUGCUGGAUUUGCACAUUAACACAUUGAAGGAACCCAGAAUAUUUAGAUUCUUCUUUGGAAGUAGAUCCCUCUCUCCUGACCACCAAUGGUCCAUAUACCAAAACCACCUCCAAUUUAUGGAGGAAAGAGACGACUUGUAUUUUUGUUAGGCUCCUUGGCUAUAGUACUGGGAUUCACGACAGUACCAGGAGCCAAGGGUCAACAGGUCUUCAAUGCGGAGUCCAGAGUUGCAGCUCAGGAGCCAAGGGACGGAGCCAAUAUUGCUGCUACCAGUAGGAACCGUAGAUGGGGUUCUCAGUAUGCCCUUCAUGGGCCAAAUGUAUGUGGAUCGAGAUUCCAGUCCUUUUGUUGCCCUGGAUGGAAAACGCUACCUGGAGGAAACCAGUGCAUUGUCCCAAUUUGUAGAAAUAGUUGUGGCGAAGGAUUCUGUUCACGCCCGAACAUGUGCACGUGUUCCAGUGGACAAAUAUCCCCAACCUGUGGUGCUAAAAGCGGACAGCAGUGUAGCAUCCGUUGUAUGAAUGGAGGAACAUGUGUUGAGGAACAUUGUCAGUGCCAAAAAGGUUAUGUCGGAGCACACUGUGGACAACCUGUGUGUGAAAAUGGCUGCCAGAAUGGAGGGCGCUGCAUUGGACCCAAUCGAUGCAUGUGUGUGUACGGCUUUACCGGCCCGCAGUGCGAAAGAGAUUACAGGACAGGACCUUGUUUUACCCAAGUCAUCAAUCAAAUGUGUCAGGGACAGGUGACCGGAAUUGUUUGCACCAAAACACUCUGCUGUGCUACAAUUGGACGUGCCUGGGGACACCCGUGUGAAAUGUGCCCUGCCCAACCACAACCCUGCCGCCGGGGCUUUAUUCCCAACAUUCGUAGUGGAGCAUGUCAAGACGUUGAUGAAUGUCAAGCAAUACCGGGGCUGUGUCAAGGAGGAACCUGCAUAAACACUGAUGGAUCGUAUGAGUGUAGAUGUCCUGCUGGCCAUAAACAAAGCGAGACAACUCAGAAAUGUGAAGAUAUUGAUGAGUGCACCACCAUUCCUGGCAUUUGCGAUGGAGGAGAGUGCUCAAAUACCAUCGGCAGUUACUACUGCAUCUGUCCUCGCGGAUAUGUUACAUCUGUUGAUGGCUCACAUUGCAUUGAUCAGAGAGCGGGUGUAUGUUUCUCUAGCCUCGUAAAUGGACAUUGUGCCCAGGAGCUGGCUGGAAGAUUUACCAAAAUGCAGUGCUGCUGUGAAUCAGGUCGAUGCUGGGCCUUGGCUUCUAUACCUGAAAUGUGUCCCAUUAGAGGAUCUGAUGAAUAUCGUAGGCUUUGCAUUGACGGUGUUCCAUUUGGUGGCCCCAGACCAGGGGUUCCGGGGGGAUUUGGCCCCGGGGGGACUGGAUACAUACCUCUACCAGGUGGUAAUGGCUUUCACCCUGGUGUAAUUGGAACUGGAGUAGAUGGACAAGGCACAGUUAUUGAUGGAGGAGUGGCAACACUAAAUCAAACUAUUGAUAUUUGCAAACAAUAUCCCAAUCUUUGUUUAAAUGGACGCUGCAUCCCCAAUCUUGGCAGUUUUCGUUGUGAAUGCAAUAUGGGCUAUAAACAGGAUACCCCGACUGAAUGUAAUGAUGUUGAUGAGUGUACAUCAAACCCUUGUACUAAUGGUGAUUGUGUUAACACACCUGGAUCAUAUUAUUGUAAAUGCCAUUCAGGGUUUCAAAGAACUCCCACAAAACAAGCCUGCGUUGAUAUCGACGAAUGCAUUCAGAAUGGUAUUCUUUGUAAACAUGGCCGUUGUGUUAACACAGAGGGCAGUUUCCAGUGUAUUUGUAAUGCUGGGUUUGAACUUACGCCCGAUGGGAAAAACUGUGCAGAUCAUGAUGAAUGUGCCACAACAAAUAUGUGUUUAAACGGCAUGUGUAUUAACGAGGAUGGCAGCUUCAAAUGCAUCUGUAAACCUGGCUUUGUGCUUGCUGGAAAUGGGCGCUAUUGUACUGACGUAGACGAAUGUCAGACACCAGGCAUUUGCAUGAAUGGACAUUGUAUCAACACUGAAGGCUCUUUCCGGUGUGAUUGUCCACCAGGACUAGUUGUUGGAGUAGAUGGCCGUGUUUGUGUGGAUACACAUAUGCGCAGCACCUGCUACGGAGCGAUCAAGAAAGGGCUUUGUGUUCGUCCUUUUCCAGGAGCUGUGACCAAAUCUGAAUGUUGCUGUGCUAAUCCAGAUUAUGGGUUUGGAGAACCUUGCCAUCCAUGCCCUCCAAGAAAUUCUGAUGAAUUUCAAGGACUAUGCAGUGGCGGCAUUGGUCUAACUGUCGAUGGACGAGACAUCAAUGAAUGUGCACUGGACCCUGACAUCUGUUCUAAUGGGGUUUGUGAAAACCUACAUGGGGGGUUCCGCUGUAAUUGCAAUAGUGGCUACGAAUCCGAUUCUUCUGGAAGAGCUUGUAUUGACAUUGAUGAAUGCUUAGUGAACAGACUGCUUUGUGACAAUGGACUCUGCCGGAAUACACCAGGAAGUUACAAUUGUGUUUGCCCCAAAGGAUACUUGUUUAGAACGGAUUCUGAAACCUGCGAAGACAUAAAUGAAUGUGAAAGUAGUCCAUGUGUUAAUGGGGCUUGCAGAAAUAUCCUAGGUUCUUUCAAUUGUGAAUGUUCUCCUGGAAGCAAGUUGGAUUCUACUGGUCUGAUCUGCAUAGAUAGCCUUAAGGGAACAUGUUGGCUCAAUAUUCAAGAUGGCAGAUGUGAAGUUAACAUUAAUGGAGCAACACUGAAAUCUGAAUGUUGCGCUACCCUUGGAGCAGCAUGGGGAAGCCCUUGUGAACGAUGUGAAAUAGAUACUGCCUGCCCACGAGGAUUUGCCCGGGUCAAAGGUGUUUCAUGCGAAGAUGUCAAUGAGUGUGAAGUGUUUCCCGGUGUGUGUCCCAAUGGGCUCUGUGUUAACACCAAAGGAUCUUUCAUAUGUGAAUGCCCAGAUGGGCUGACCUUGGAUGGAACAGGACGACUCUGUAUAGACCUGCGCAUGGAGCAGUGCUUCCUGAAAUGGGAUGAGGAUGAAUGUGUUCACCCAGUUCCUGGCAGAUUUCGUCUUGAUGCUUGUUGUUGCGCUGUUGGAGCAGCUUGGGGUGCAGAAUGCGAGGCUUGUCCAAAGCCGGGCACUAAUGAAUAUGUGGCGCUAUGUCCUAGAGGUCCUGGCUUUACUAACAGAGGAGAUGUACUUUCUGGAAGACCAUUUUAUAAAGAUGUCAAUGAGUGUAAAGCUUUCCCUGGAAUAUGCACUAAUGGGAAAUGCAGAAACACAAUCGGAAGCUUUAAAUGCAAGUGCAACAGUGGAUUUGCGUUGGAUAUGGAGGAAAGAAACUGCACAGAUAUUGAUGAAUGCCGUAUCUCUCCUGACCUGUGCGGUAGUGGUACUUGUGUCAACACACCAGGCAGCUUUGAGUGUGAAUGCUUUGAAGGCUUUGAAAGUGGCUUCAUGAUGAUGAAGAACUGCAUGGAUAUUGAUGAAUGUGAGAGAAACCCUUUACUUUGCAGAGGUGGGGAAUGUGUUAACACAGAAGGGAGCUUUUUGUGCAACUGCCCCAGUGGGCAUGAACUGACACCAUCAGGAGAUGCCUGUGUAGAUAUUAAUGAGUGCUCUCUGAGUGACAGUCUCUGCAGAAAUGGGAGGUGUGUGAACAUGAUUGGUACCUAUCAGUGUUCCUGCAAUCCAGGAUACCAAGCUACUCUGGACAGACUCGGCUGUAUAGAUAUUGAUGAAUGUACAAUAAUGAAUGGAGGAUGUGACAGCUACUGUACUAACUCAGAGGGCAGUUAUGAGUGCAGUUGUCUCGAUGGAUAUUCCCUGAUGCCAGAUAAGAUGACCUGUGGAGAUAUUGAUGAAUGUGAAGACAACCCAGAAAUCUGUGAUGGAGGACAGUGUACCAACAUACCUGGAGAAUACCGGUGCUUGUGCUUUGAUGGAUUUAUGGCUAGCAUGGAUAUGAAGACAUGUAUUGAUGUCAAUGAAUGUGACAUAAAUUCCAAUGUCUGCAUGUUUGGUGAUUGCGAGAAUACUAAAGGAUCAUUUGUGUGCCACUGUCAGGUUGGGUACUCCGUGAAAAAGGGAACAACAGGAUGCACAGAUGUGGAUGAAUGUGAAAUUGGUGCCCACAACUGUGACCUGCACGCCACAUGUCUUAAUGUUCCAGGAAGCUUCAAGUGUACAUGUAAGGAAGGCUGGAUUGGGAAUGGUAUAUCAUGUCAUGAUCUUGAUGAAUGUUCAAACGGAACCCAUCAGUGCAGUGCAUCUGCUCAUUGCUUAAAUACCCCUGGAUCAUACAGGUGUACCUGCAUACAGGGGUACACAGGAGAUGGCUUUACCUGUUCAGAUGUUGAUGAGUGUGCGGAGAAUAUUAAUCUAUGUGAGAAUGGGCAAUGCCUCAAUAUCCCCAGCUCAUAUCGAUGUGAAUGUGAGAUGGGCUUCACUCCAGCGGUAGACAGCAAGUCCUGCCAAGAUAUUGAUGAGUGCUCUUUCCAGAACAUAUGUGUAUUUGGAACAUGUAGUAACCUCCCCGGAAUGUUCCGAUGCAUUUGUGAUGAUGGAUAUGAACUGGACCGAACUGGAGGGAAUUGCACAGAUGUGGAUGAAUGUGCUGACCCAAUCAAUUGUGUUAAUGGCUUUUGUGUCAACUCUCCUGGGCGAUAUGAAUGUAAUUGUCCACCUGACUUUCAGCUGAACCCAACAGGAGUGGGCUGCGUUGAUACACGAGUUGGUAAUUGCUAUCUAAACCAUGGUCCUCGUGGGGAUGGAAGUAUAUCCUGCAAUACUGAAAUUGGUGUUGGUGUGAGUCGCUCGUCAUGCUGCUGUUCUCUUGGAAAGGCAUGGGGCAACCCAUGUGAAAUUUGCCCCCCUGUUAACAGCUCUGAAUAUAACACAUUGUGUCCAGGAGGAGAAGGAUUCAGACCCAACCCUAUUACUAUUAUUUUAGAAGAUAUUGAUGAGUGCCAGGAGUUGCCAGGUCUCUGCCAAGGUGGGAACUGCAUUAACACAUUUGGAAGCUUCCAAUGCGAGUGUCCACAAGGCUACUACCUUAGUGAGGAAACCCGCCUCUGCGAAGAUAUAGAUGAAUGCUAUACACACCCAGGUGUCUGUGGACCAGGAACUUGCUACAAUACUUUGGGGAACUACACCUGCAUAUGCCCUCCAGAAUACAUGCAGGUUAAUGGAGGUCACAACUGCAUGGAUAUGAGGAAGAGUUACUGCUACAGAACCUACAAUGGAACCUCGUGUGACAAUGAACUCCCUUUUAACGUCACAAAAAAGAUGUGCUGUUGUACUUAUAACAUUGGCAAAGCUUGGAGCAAACCAUGUGAACCUUGCCCAGUCCCUGGAACAGCCAAUUUCAAAAAUCUCUGUGGCACCAUACCCGGUUUCACCUUUGAUAUACACACUGGCAAGGCUGUGGAUAUUGACGAAUGCAAAGAAAUCCCUGGUAUUUGUGCCAACGGUGUUUGCAUUAAUCAGAUUGGCAGUUUCCGCUGUGAAUGCCCAACUGGGUUCAGUUACAAUGACUUGCUCUUGAUCUGUGAAGACAUCGAUGAGUGCAACAGUGGAGAUUAUUUUUGCCAGAGAAAUGCAGAUUGCAUAAAUAGUCCUGGUGCCUACCGCUGCGAAUGUUCAGCAGGCUUCAAACUCUUACCCAACGGAGCUUGUAUAGACCGUAAUGAAUGCCUAGAAAUCCCGAAUGUCUGCAGCCACGGCACAUGCGAGGACACUGAAGGGAGUUAUCGGUGUAUUUGCAACAAUGGAUUCAAGGCAUCGGCUGACCAGACUAUGUGCAUGGAUAUCGAUGAGUGCGAGAGGCAGCCGUGUGGGAACGGAACCUGUAAAAACACCGUGGGAUCAUAUAACUGUCUGUGCUACCCAGGGUUUGAGCUGACACACAAUAAUGACUGCAUGGAUAUUGAUGAGUGCAGCUCCUUUUUUGGCCAGGUAUGCAGGAAUGGACAGUGUUUUAACCAAAUUGGCUCCUUCAUUUGUUUAUGUAACGAAGGAUACGAACUCACUGCGGACUUCAAAAAUUGCGUAGAUAUUAAUGAAUGUGUGACAUAUCCUGGCUCAUGCUCACCUGGUACAUGUCAGAAUUUAGAAGGCUCAUUCAGAUGCAUAUGUCCUCCUGGAUACGAGGUUGAGGGAGACAACUGUAUAGAUAUUGAUGAAUGCAGUGAAGAACCCAAUAUCUGUCUUUUUGGGACUUGCUUUAACACUCCAGGAAGCUUUCAGUGCAUCUGUCCUCCAGGUUUUGUGCUGUCUGAAAAUGGAAGAAGGUGCUUCGACACUCGACAAAGUUUCUGUUUUACCAAAUUUGAAAAUGGGAAGUGCUCUGUACCCAAAGCAUACAACAGCACCAAGGCCAAAUGUUGUUGCAGUAAAAUGCCAGGAGAAGGCUGGGGUGAUCCUUGUGAGCUGUGUCCAAAGGAAGGAGAAGUGGCAUUUCAGGAUCUUUGUCCAUUUGGACAUGGGACUAUCCCAGGGAUUGGAGAUACAAGAGAAGAUGUGAAUGAAUGCCUUGAAAACCCAGGAAUUUGUGCACAUGGCCACUGCAUUAAUACAGAUGGAUCAUUUCGAUGCGAGUGCCCCAUGGGGUAUAACUUGGAUUAUACUGGAGUAAAUUGUGUAGACACUGACGAAUGUUCCAUUGGUAAUCCAUGUGGUAACGGCACUUGCACAAAUGUCGUUGGUACUUUUGAGUGUUCCUGUGACGACGGAUUUGAACCUGGGCCGAUGAUGAACUGUGAAGAUAUCAAUGAAUGUACAUCAAACCCACUUCUGUGUGCAUUCCGUUGUAUAAAUACAUAUGGAUCCUAUGAAUGCACGUGUCCUGCAGGGUAUACUCUCAGAGAGGACCAUAAGAUGUGUAAAGAUCUUGACGAGUGCUUAGAAGGGUUUCAUGAUUGUGAAUCUCGGGGGAUGCUUUGCAAAAACCUGAUUGGGACUUUUAUGUGCAUUUGUCCUCCUGGAAUGACACGAAGACCUGAUGGAGAAGGAUGUAUGGAUGAGAAUGAAUGCCGCACCAAGCCAGGCAUCUGUGAGAACAGCCGCUGUGUCAAUACCGUUGGAAGCUAUCGGUGCGAAUGCAAUGAAGGGUUUCAGUCCACUCCAUCAGGGACUGAAUGUAUCGACACACGCCAGGGAUUUUGCUUUUCUGAGGUCUUACAGACAAUGUGCCAAAUGUCAUCAAGCAGUCGUAACCACGUCACUAAAUCUGAGUGCUGCUGCAAUGGUGGAAGAGGCUGGGGAAACCAGUGUGAAAUUUGCCCACUUCCCAGUACCACUCCAUACAAGAAGCUUUGCCCACAUGGCCCUGGAUAUACCACUGAUGGAAAAGAUAUAGAUGAAUGUAACGUGAUGCCAAAUUUGUGUCAGAAUGGUCAGUGCAUCAAUACCAUUGGCUCUUUUAGAUGUUUCUGCAAGCCUGGGUACACAACUGACAUUGGGGGAACUUCUUGUGUUGAUCUUGAUGAAUGCUCACAGUCCCCCAAACCAUGCAACUACAUAUGUAAGAACACAGAGGGCAGCUACCAGUGCUCCUGUCCUCGGGGUUAUAUCCUACAAGAAGAUGGAAAAACCUGUAAAGAUCUUGAUGAAUGUCAAAGCAAACAGCACAACUGCCAGUUCCUCUGUGUCAACACCGUCGGAGGUUUCACUUGUAAAUGUCCUCCGGGCUUUACGCAGCAUCAUACAGCUUGUAUUGAUAAUAAUGAGUGUGGUUCGCAGCCUAAUUUAUGUGGCCCUAGAGGAGCCUGCCAAAAUUCACCUGGAAGCUUUACUUGUGAAUGCCAAAGAGGAUUUUCAUUAGAUUCCACCGGGUUAAAUUGUGACGAUGUUGAUGAGUGUGAUGGAAGCCAUAGAUGUCAGCACGGCUGCCAGAACGUAGUUGGUGGUUACAGGUGUAGUUGUCCACAGGGAUAUAUACAGCACUACCAGUGGAACCAAUGCGUUGAUGAAAAUGAAUGCACUACAGCAAACACAUGUGGUUCUGCUUCAUGUUACAAUACAUUGGGCAGCUACAAAUGUGCCUGUCCACCUGGAUUCUCCUUCGAACAGUUUUCUGCCUCUUGCCGUGAUGUGAAUGAAUGCACAAGUUCAAAAAAUCCUUGCAACUAUGGUUGUUCCAAUACAGAUGGGGGGUAUCUUUGUGGAUGUCCCCCAGGAUAUUACAGAGUCGGACAGGGGCACUGUGUGUCUGCAAUAGGUUUUAACAGAGGCCAGUAUCUGUCUGCGGACAGAGAGGAAGGUGAAGCCAAUGCACUUUCUCCAGAAGCGUGUUAUGAAUGCCAGGUCAACGGUUACUCUAAGAAAACUGGAAGGAGGAAAAGAAAUGCCAAUGACACACAGCCUAUAAUGAAUGGGCCCAUUAGUCUAAAGAGCCUUGAUAUGGAUGUGCCACUCAAACUGGUUCUAAACAUUUCUCAACUCAAUAUAAAGAAGCACAUACUGGAAAUUAUCCCAGCCAUUCAACCACUUAAUAACCACAUCCGUUAUAUUAUCUCACGAGGCAAUGACACUAUGUUCCACAUUAACCAGAGGGACGGACUCAGCUACCUCCACGCAGCGCAAAAGAAACUUAGUCCUGGGACUUACACACUGGAAAUCACCAGCAUUCCCCUUUAUAAGACAACUGAAUUGAGGAGAUUGGAAGAGAAAAACGAUGAAAACUACCUCCUAGGCGAGCUCGGGGAAACACUCAAAAUGAGGUUACAAAUUGAGCUUUCUUAGAAAAGCAAAUCAAACUCAGACCAGGGCAUCAGUCACAUACAACACAUUUUAUUUAUCCACCAGAGCAUGUCUUCUUUUUGAAAGCUUUAUGAAAUCAAUGAACAUUUGUUAUGGACCUUUGUGUCUCCUCCACAAUCAUCCCACAAGGAAGAUGGAGACACCGCUCCAGAAAAAGUUUGUACUUAUGAAAAUGGUUGUUGUAUUUUCUUUGUAGCCUCCAAUAAAUAUACCUGCACACAUGUAA
Molecule: messenger RNA, 9309 nt
Organism: Spea bombifrons (plains spadefoot toad)
Lineage: Eukaryota; Metazoa; Chordata; Amphibia; Anura; Pelobatidae
Gene: FBN2
Product: fibrillin 2
Exons: 65
Coding region: 411-9065 (2884 amino acids)
Molecular function (GO): calcium ion binding
Source: RefSeq, a predicted model, not a curated record